UCUUAUGUCAUUUAAAGCCCGGCAUAUUUGUAAACGAGUAACAUAAUAAGUUGGGAAUGUCUGAUGCUGGCGAGCUGAAUUCAUCGCAGUCGCAUUCCCAAUUGAUUGAGGUGCAGGUACAUCAUGUGGGCGUUACGGCCAAGCUGCAAUCGCCUUUAAAAAAGCUACUGCCCCAACUGAGCAGCUCAACGGAAACGGAACUGUUUCAAACAACCAAAUCGCAGUACAAUAUGUUUGAGAACGAACAAGGACAAGGUGAUACGACGGCGACGACAACAACUGGCCUGUCCAGUCCGUCGCGAGUGCUCUAUGAGAUGCACGCGGAGCCGGAGAAGCAUCUAAUCAAACCGAAACGCAUUGAGUUCCAGCGCUAUUCCAAGAGCAAGUGCACCAGAUUCGCGGUGCCGCCGCGCCAACGUCCGAAUAAAACCAAACAAUAUGCGCCCACGGCAAAGGCCCUACAGGAGCAGCAGCAGCAGCAGCACCAGCAAAAGCAGCGCCAACAGAAGCAGCAGCAGCAGCGUCCCGGCUUCCUGGAGCGACUUGUCGCCUCGCUGGAUAACAUGUGCAAGUGCCAGCCACAGCAUGCCCACAAUAUCAUCGACGAUCUGCCGUCGCCCAAAUGGAAUAAGAAGGCCGCCUCCCGACACACUUGCAUUGGUGUCUAUCCGUUCGAGCACGGCUGUGCGGAUUACUUGAGCACCACGGACACACAUCCCAAGAUUAACUCGAUCAUGCUGGCGGAUCGUGCCACCACCUAUGCGACACACUUCUGGGCCGAAUUCUUUGGCCUGUUGCACAUUGGCGUCGCCUUCGUGGUGGCCUUUGUGCUGCAAUGCUACAGAUUCGUGCUGUACUCGAUGAUCAAUACCCUGAUUGUGGGCCUGCUCCAUACGACCUCCGACUAUUUGGUCAAGCCGGCGUUGACCGUUGCCUUCAAUGGCUUCCUGCAGCCGCCCAUGAUAUUUUUAUAUAAUGUGAUGUGCUCGCUGCGUGACAUUAUGGAACCGCUGGCGGACACCUUGGACAACUUUAUGAAGCCGUUGGCCACUUUGGGCGGCAGCCUACGUCUGAUUAAUGUCAACUAUCGCAAUGUGCGACGGUUCGCCAAGGAUGUAUGAUUUCUCACUCUUUUCUCACGCUUUUCUCACGAUUUUCUCAAAUUGUACAACUCUUUAAAUAA
Molecule: messenger RNA, 1183 nt
Organism: Drosophila virilis
Lineage: Eukaryota; Metazoa; Arthropoda; Insecta; Diptera; Drosophilidae
Source: RefSeq, a predicted model, not a curated record